Molecule: messenger RNA, 2364 nt
Organism: Effrenium voratum
Lineage: Eukaryota; Dinophyceae; Suessiales; Symbiodiniaceae
Source: the annotation of a GenBank genome assembly
AUGGAGACUGCAGACAGCAGCUGGCAAGAUGGGGGCCUCGGCGUGUCGGGCUUCGUGCGUUUCUUGCUGCGCAUCGCCGUUCACCGGGAGGAGUCCGCCGGGAGGGCAAAGGCGGCCACGGUGACGCUGACAAGGUCUUUGAAAGAGCUCAUCGGGAGCCAUCUGCAGCGCGCCAAGUGUAGUGAGGACGACCAGUUCACCAUGUCUCUGCAGACGGGAAAGGUGCAACAUCUGCGGGAGAUCUGGGAGCCUCUGUCGCGGAAGAUCUUUCAGUUGUACGCCGAGCAGGGUCACGUCGGAGAGGAGCUUAGGAUGGGCGAGGACUCAUUGGUGCUCUUGCUGACUGACGCAGGUGUGCUAGGCGGCUGCUUGUCAGAAGCCGGCGCAAGGCAGAUGUGUCGCAGCCUACUGCCGCGGCGGCACUUCCGCGGCGGGCCGCGGAGCUUCUGCUUCAGAGGCCACGCCGAGGUGCGUCGCAGGAGGCCUCGGUCGCCCUCCUUGCCACCGAAAGUGGAGGGCCGUCAGCCCUACUACGCGGAGCUUGGCAGGUCAGAGGGCUUGUACUUCGAAGACUUUCAGGAGAUUCUCCUAGGUCUGGCCAUGUAUCACAACCCCAACCUGGUGGUGCCCAUUGAGCUCAGGUUCGAGCAGUUUCUGAUGGCCAUGAUGGAGGGGCUGAAGCGGUGCAUCCUGCCGCUUCCGGAGGAACUGGACAAAGAGAUGCCGGAACAUCUGAAAGUGCAGGUCAACCGCGCAGAAGAGUGGGAUGCCCGGCAGAGGGCUUGGGAUGAGAUGCAGGAAGCCCUACAGGGCUGCGCAGAAGUGCCCACGGAGGGCUGGAACAAGGCGGAGCGCGAAGCCCGGCGCCGGAGCUUCCAGGAUACGGCUGCCGCUAGUUUGGCCGAGAGGAGAUCCCUCAGUGCACCGCCCGGGCUCUCUCUGCGCAGUCGGUUCCAGAAGGUCGCGCGCAAAGAAUUGGCCGUUGUCAGCGCCAUGGCAUCCGCAGCCUCAGAGGCCUCAGAAGGCAAAGCUGGCCUGGGUCACCCGGCCGGGCACCGCUUGGAGACGAUGAAGUCGAUCAUGAAAGCCGCCAAGCGGCUGGGCACCGACAUCAACGUUGCGGAGCUGCAGCGGAAGCGCGCCGAAGUGGGGCGCCAGGCUAUGCAGCGUCGCCGGAGCUCAGCCAUGGUCAAGGUGAAGUUCCUGGCGGACCGGCGGCGGUCGGUGGAAGCGAGGGCUUCCAACGUGCCGAGUGCGGCACCCUCCAAUCAGUUUGCGGGGAUGCUACACACUGCCACCUCCAUCGAAGCGCCACAGACCUGGGCUGGCCCCGUACACCCCCGCUGGCAUUCUGUGGAGGUGGUGACGUGCGUGACCGGCGGCAAAGACGUGGUGGUGGCGGACUUCCCGAUGUAUCGCCUCUUCCGGGCGACCACCCCGCUGCCGGUGCACAACGUCUGCGAGGAUGUGAAGUGGGAGGGUAUCGACUUUCGUCUGCGCAAGUACAAGGAGUUCUUCCAGGACGUGCUGUAUUUUGUCGUGGACGGCCUGGACGUGUUCUUCAACGAUGUGACAGAGGCGACCGCCCCUUCCGGCCCGGUGACUGCACGGGUCAUCGCCCGGCGCUACGAGGAGCUGGCUGCGCCACCCCGUGCCAUUGUCAUGUCCACGGAGCGACUUUGUGGCUGGGGCGGUGCCAGAUUCUGCUCGCAGGAGGAUGAAGCCAGAUACCCGGAGGCCCCCACAGACUCCAAGUACCUCAACGCGGGCGGCUAUGUGGGACCAGCGGAGGAGCUUCUCGAGAUGCUGUCGGCCGUGCUGCACAUGAAAAGCACUGCUGUGGGCGAGCAUUAUGAGAAAGGUCAGCUGUCAGACCAGUACUUCUUUAAGCUCUACUUUUGGGACCACCAGGACCGGAUUGCGCUGGACUAUCACCAGAAGAUCUUCGGGAACUUCCUGGAGAUCUCCAACCGGCCCUGCGACACCGAUUGGGCGCCCACCUGUGCAGUGAAGCCUUGCUGCACUGAGAGCGACAACUUCCGGAGGUUUCACGAGCUUUUCUACGAGCGCUUCACAGUGAAAGCCUGCGCAGUGUGGCGGGAGGACAACUUGCCGGUCUCCUGGCACGGCAAUGGAGCGGGCAAGUGGCUCUACCUUCUCGCGCUGGACCAGCUUUCCCUGAACUGCGGGCCCGCGGCCAACGUGACCCGGGCGCAGAUGCCGGAGCAGAUGAUGGCAGAUCUCUUCCACAAGUACGAGGCCCGAGCGCAAAGCGAAGGUGACAACUGGCCCGGGGGCUUCCUCACGAGCGUGGCCACACAUUUGGAGGAGCCAAGUGAUGAGAUCCCGCAGUGCCGGACAUGA